Messenger RNA from Hypanus sabinus (Atlantic stingray), 3434 nucleotides. RefSeq names its product synaptophysin-like protein 2. The coding region runs from base 132 to 863 and encodes 243 amino acids. The record is from RefSeq and is a predicted model, not a curated record. Lineage: Eukaryota; Metazoa; Chordata; Chondrichthyes; Myliobatiformes; Dasyatidae. The transcript is spliced from 6 exons. Gene Ontology annotation, cellular component: synaptic vesicle membrane; synaptic vesicle.
UUGGCUCCAGAGGGUGGAGAGCGGCUACUCUUUCGGGCGGCGUUUUCAUGUCUCUCUGAGCUGCUUUCUCUCUGUCUGUCGGGGAGCUGAUAUCAACUUCACAUAAGAGAAGUUACUUCUCGUGUCACGGAAUGGAAGCGGUCCCGUUUAAGAAGCUCGCUGAGUUUAAGCUCGACCUCGGUCCUCUUAUGGAGCCGCUCGGAUUUAUCAAAGUCUUGGAAUGGAUAUUCGCUGUAUUUGCCUUUGCCACAUGUGGUGGCUAUUCAGGAGCAAGUGAGGCUUCCAUUAAAUGUACGUCUGGCAAGGAUCAGCUGAUCACAAUCCAUUUUGGUUAUCCUUUCAGGUUAAACAGAAUUUCUUAUGAAGCGCUCACCUGCAAUAAUGCUACCGGUUAUCAGACAUUUCAUCUGAAUGGAGACUUCUCCUCAUCUUCAGAAUUCUUUGUUACGAUUGGAGUGUUUACAUUCAUGUACUGCGUUGCUGCUCUGUUGGUGUAUGUAGGGUACCAAAACCUUUACCAGCAGAAUAAGUAUCUACCACUUGCUGAUUUUGCUGUGACCGCAUUGUUUGCAUUCUUGUGGCUGGUCUCCUCCUCUGCUUGGGCACAAGGUCUGUCCGAUGUUAAGUACGCUUCAAAUCCAUCUGUUCUGAUCGGCAACGUGGAUACCUGCCAAAGGCAGGAUGUUGUGUGCACUCCAGCUGCUUUGCCCCGCAUGGGUCGCCUCAAUGCAUCUGUGAUAUUUGGCUUCAUGAACUUCAUUUUGUGGUCGGGCAACAGCUGGUUUGCAUACAAGGAAACGUCCUGGCAUAAGCCGGGUAGCCCACAGGGCGAUGCCGAGCAAGGCAGCCAAGCGCAGUACUGAUUUAUGACCCUCAUCUUCCACUCCCUUCCACCUUUCCCUUCAAAAACAAACUUGUGCAAAUGCUCUGGGUUAGUGUCAGACCACACAAACCCAACCACCCAACACAUUUGGAGAAGAAUAAUUGUUACACGGCCAAAAGAGGGCUGGGAGGAAGCUAUGGCUACCCGACUGCACCACAAACCAUGCUGCAACCUAUUAUCUCCCCUACCUCAUUAACUAAAAAGCAAUUCAUGGACUCUAUGCCAUCUAUAGAGUACGUACAUUAUGUCGAUAUGGUGCUGAGUAAUUCAGCUUAUCAUACUCAUUUUUUAGUUCUACAUUCUGGGUUUUAAUUCUAUUUCCAAUGUUAAUUCCUGAGAAAGCUUUGGGACGAGCCCAAGGUCUUGGGGCCCAACUGCUGCUGCCCACUUGAGAGUUAGUUUCAUGUUUAAUGUUUAAAACCAUGUUUAAUAUUUAACAUUUUAUUCUAACAGCACGCAUACCUUCCACUCUGCCAUCUUCCUGAUAAUAUUUUUAUUUAGUGAUACAAUCAUUAAAAAAAGAUGCCAUCCAUGCAUACUAGAUGUAAAUACAACCACAGUAAUACAACUCUGUAAUACAACCACAGUAAUGCUGGAGCUCUUUCUUAUUUUCAAGAACUCUUCCAAAUUUUGUUCUCUUCACACAGUUCUUGCUUGUAAGGAGUCUGGAUCUCAGUGUGUUGCUGAUGUUUUGACUGUUAUAAAAUUGGAUGUAUUCCUGAAUGCAGAAACAUUCUUUGGAAGUUUAUCAAGUAGGCUGGUCAAGGCAAGUUGAUGGUUGGGCAUUUUUAAAUAUAAUUUGUCUGUGGGGUUUGGUGUUUUCAUCCUUUUCAAUCAUUUAAAAGUUAAGUCCCACUUCCUCAUAGGGAGCAAUUCCUAUCCUUCCCAGAUAAAGUUGCACAUCCUCAGACAACAGUUUUUCUAUCCUUCACUUUUUGAAUUAUUUUUGAUACGAUUGGAGGCAAUGUUUCUCUCUAAUACUAUUAUGCUACCCCACCCCCCAGCUUCUUCACCCUUUCCCUGUCUUUAUAUCAGCACCAGGAAUGGCUGGGCCAAGGCUCUGAGGUUCAGUACAACCCAAUCUGGAAUUGUGGAUUUCCCACACUGAACCAUCCCAUUUCCUACAACAGCCAUGUUCCUGGGGCAUAGUAAUGUGGUAUGUUCUGUGGGGGUUAGCUUGGCAGCUAAAAUGUUCUUGUGUUUUAGAAAGCUGUUAAACCUUUCUCGGCUGGGUAAAUAACUCGAGGUUUCAGAAAUGGGGCUUAUUGUGCUUGAUACAAUCUGGUUAUUGGCAGAAGGGAAGCUGGUGGGUAGUAAUGUGGAAGUGACUUGAGGGAAAGCAUUGGCUUGGGAGAUGGUGACAUUUCCUGCUUUCAUCUUUUCUAGUGGCAGUACUGCUUUUCUGAGCUGUCAGUCUCUGUGGUUGUCACCACACCAAACGAGGCUCCUGCUCAGAUAAUCCGUACAAGAAAACUUCGGGGGUGAAGGGGGUGGUUAUAGUCUUGGGAAUAUCUGGUGGUGCUUGGCAAUGAUUUGGGGAAUGCAUGUGUGGGGGGUGGGGGAAUGAAGGGUAAUUGGCUAAGCUGGAACUGGGAGGGCAUAGGUUGAAGGAGGGCUUCAGGGUGCUUUUCACACUUGUUUGAGUUAUUUUGCUGUUUCUGUGUUCACACCAACAUUUGUGUUGUGAUCUGUAAGUGCCCAUUCUGCAAGAGGACCUGGUUUACAAAACAUUCUAAGAUUUUGGAAACUAAUCCAGUCAGAGAAGAGGGGCAAGAGUUGGUGCCUUGUCGUAUUCCCACUGCUCAGGUGUACACUCGGCUUUCUGUGAUAACUGCAAACUGGCAAUUUAGGAGGAGGAUGCAGCCUUGAAAUUGUGGGAUUGAAAUAAAAUAUUGCCUCUCAGUAGGCUUCUGUCCUGGCUUUGUUGAGGAAGGAGGGUGAAAAGAGGGAAAACAUGAGUCUCCCAGGUCUGUGCCAUAUUCAUGGUGACCCUGUCAAAAGCUGCUUGUGCUGCUCUCCCUCGUCUGUUGCUGAGCAGCAAUGGCAGAUUCGCACUGUAGGUUUGACAACCAGUCCUGCAGCAGAAGAGGUUGUCACUGUUUGGGGAAAAGGCUGCAUUACAAGGUAUGCUCCGAAAUUAGAAAACUCAGCGAUGAUCUGAUCAAGUAUGGAAAUAGAACAUAAAACUUUAAAAAUUAUAUCAAAAGGACUGAAAUACAAAGGGUAGAAGUUUAUGGCACUGCAAUUGGACCCAUUUCCAGUGAUUAAUUCUGAGCACCAGCUCUUGUUAAUGACUCAUCAGUUUUAAAAUGGCAGUAACACAGUACAACAUAAUAUAUGGGAGCAGAAGUAGGCCAUUCGGCCCAUUGUCACUUACUCGGUCAAUACCAGCAAUAAAGACAUUACGUUAACAUAUUACAUUCAAGCGAAUGCGUUCUUUGUUUAUGUAGAAUAUUAUGUGAGAGAGAGAGGAUGAUCAAACAGUGACAGCUAUUGUCCUUGCAAACAUUUUACAAUCUUGAUCUGUCGAUGUAUUUUUGUGACCAUUCAG